Messenger RNA from Salvelinus sp. IW2-2015, 5050 nucleotides. RefSeq names its product coiled-coil domain containing 30 (gene ccdc30). Lineage: Eukaryota; Metazoa; Chordata; Actinopteri; Salmoniformes; Salmonidae. The record is from RefSeq and is a predicted model, not a curated record.
CUACUGGAUACACCAGUGAGUGUCUGCUGCACCUGAGCUUCGGCGCUAGCUAGCUAGCUAGCUAGGAAUGUGAUUGACUUGGGAUGGAAGUUCUAAACUACUGUCUAUGGAUUUCACUGGCUUGCAACCAUCGUUCUCAUGCCUUUCAAACCACAAUCUGUUCAACAGUAUACCAUGUAGCCUGCUACUUGGUAACUUUUUACUGAAGGAAACAGUUCAUCACUUGCAGAUGCAACUCCCUUGGAUCUAGCUAGUGUAUGGACAUGGAUCAUGAUGAGGUCCCGUCGGAGUUGGAUCAGAUUGCCCUGCGUCUGCAGGAGGGCGGCCUGGCUCCCUCGGCAAGUGCGGAGGAGUGUCAGCGGCACCUGUGGCGUCAGCUCCUGCAUUGUGAGGGAGACCUGCGCACAGCUACCCAGGAGCUGCACACACUGCGCACACAGCAGGCCACCGAGAUGAAAGAGGUGGAGAACUAUGUGGAGCACAUCCGUGGCCUGCUGGAGGAGCGUGAGUCUCUGACAGCCGAGUAUGAGCAGGACAACGAGCAGCUCCAUGCAGACCUCCAGCAGAUUAGGCUCCAGCAAGAUUCCCAGAGGAAGGAGGUGGUGGAGAUGCUGGCCCAGGAGGACUUGGGUGAAAUUGGCCUCAGUAGCACCAGUGAGCAGGUGGCCUACCUGCUGGUGGAGAGGGCCACGCUGUUGGAGAGACUGGAGGCUGCAGAGAGGAGGCUGGACACGCAGAGCCUCACAGGCAACCUCAGGGAGGUCCACCUGCAGGACGAGCUGGAUCAUAUUCGCCACACUAUGGAGGAAGAGUUAAGACAGCAGAGGGAGACCAUGCAGCGUACCAAAGAAAGCAUGAACCAGGAGCAGCAGUCUCCAGCUCAGAGGCCUUGGAAGAAGCUGUUUGGCCUACGCAAGUCCUCACAGAGCACACACAAUGGUGCACCUGUCCACAAUGAGGACGUAUCCCAGGAGCACUCCGAGCGCCAGCGGCUGGAGAGGGAUCUGGAGGAGGCAUCUCGGAGGCUCUCCAUGGCCCACGAGGACAUCCGCAGACUGACAGACAAGCUGGAAUCUGCCAAGAAGACCCAAGCCAUGUGUGGACCUGAGCUUGAGCGAACUGGUCAAGAGGUGGAGAGCCUGAGGAAGGAGGUGGACAAGCUGAAGCAAUGUGAUAUGCUGGAGCUGCAGAGGGCGAAGGAGCACAAUGAAAGACUGGAUGGGGAAAUCCGGGUUCUGAGAGAGCGAGUGCGCUCCCUGGACUCUGAGAAGAAAACCCUCUUACAGAUGGGGGAGGGCAGAGAGCACCCUAAAGAUCUGCCUACGCUGUUGUUGACAACAUCGAUACCUGAGGAGCAGGAGCAGAUUCAUAAAAGGUGUCGCGAGGCUUUGGAGGACGUGGGCUGCCAGCUGCGGGAGCUGCAGCGGCGCAUGCAGAGGCAGCAGCGGGAGCAGGAGGAGCUGGUGGAGAGGAACGAAGAGCUGGAGGCGCUACUGGGAGAGGCCCAGAACGCCAGCAAGGAGGAGUGCCAGCGCCACGAGGGUGAACUCGAGGGACUGCACCGCAAGAUUAAAACCCUAGAGGCAGAGCUGAAGAAGAUAUGUGCUCAGGACCAGGUACUGAAGGAUGGUGGUGUUGUCGGCAGAGAGACCGAGACGUACUUACAUCAGUUAAGGGACAGCAGCCAGGAGAGGGUGGCCCUGCUGGAGGCUCGUCUGACCGAAGAGAAGGAUUGGAGGAGACAGCUGGAGGUAGACCUCGGCGCUGCCCAGGCUGCACUUAAAAAUAACAAAGAGACACUGCAGAGAGAUGAGAGGGAGCUGAGGAAGUUGCGAUUGGAGCUGCAGGGCCUGCAAACUGAAUGUCAACAAGGGAAAACGCUCAUCAAGAGCCUAACGCAAGUUAAAGGGGAAAAGGGAAUCUUGGAAGAGAAAGUGGCCCAGUUGGAGCGAGCUCAGAGCAGACUCCAGAGUGACCGGGAGCACCAGACAGAGAGCAGCCGGACCCAGGAGGACCUGAGGGAGAGCAGGACGCAGGUGGCAGAGCUGGGAGCGAAAGUGGAGCGACUCACUUCGGUGCUCUCCUGCUUGGAGGAAGAGCAUUGCACACUGCGGGAUGAGACGGUGCAGGAGAGGAGGCGCGCCGCAGACCUCCAGGCUCAGCUGAGUGAGCGGGUCCGGGAGAAGCUGACCGCUGAAGGGGAGAAGGAGAGACUGGGCAUCGAGCUACUCCGGCUCAGGGAACAACUCCAACUCUCCACCCAGACCCGACAGGAGACCGCAGGACCCACCAGGCCCAGACAGGAUACCCCAGAAUCAGACUACAGCUUCCUCCUAGCAGAGAGGACCAAAGACGAAUGCCUCAACCAGCUGGCGUCUCUGAAGUGUGAGCUGAGUCAUCUGCACGCCACCCUGGAGGAGGAGCGGCAGCUGGCCAAUCAGCACCAGCUGGCCCUGCAGGCCCAGAUCAACGAGGCCCAGGCCCGCACUAAGUCCCAGGACUCCGUGCUGGGGCAGAAAGCUGAGGAGAGCAAGCAGCUGAAGCAGGACCUCCAGAGAGCCCAGAGUCUGUUCACCUCGGCUGAGAGGGAGCUACGCUACGAGAGAGAGAAGAACCUGGACCUCAAGAGACACAACGCCCUCCUGGACCAGGAGAAGAUCAAGGUGUGUGCGGAGCUAAAGCAGGCCCAAGCAAAGCUUUCCCAGGCAGAGCAGAGUGGCUCGGGGCAGGCUGCGGAGACGGAGCGGCUGCAGCACAGGCUCCGAGAGCUGGAACUGGAGCUGGCCCGCAGCGGGCAGAGCCGCAACACCAACGCAAGCCUGCAGGAGGAGCUUCAAGCAGAGAGAGUUCGCGUCAUCUCCGCAGACAAGAAGGUGUUGGAGCUGCAGCAGAAGCUGAAGAGUGCCCACCACCAGCUUCGUCUGGAGGAGGCCCGGGCCGGGGAGACCAGCCGGCUAGAGAGGGACAGUAGGGACAUGUCCGACACCCUCUCCUCUCUCCGAGCCAGACAGCUGGAGGACCAGCUCCAGAGGAAGCUGUUGGAGCAGAGGGAGGAAGAGCUGCAGCAGCAAGUGCGUUCUCUGCGGGGGAAGGAGGUAUCGCUGGGACGCAGCAACUCAGAGCUCAAACACCUCACACAGCAGCUAGAGACACGCCUAGCCGUCCUGGAAGCCGAGCAUGGCAAGGCCAGAGAGGAGCAGAGAGAGAGCCAGAGGUCGUGUCUUCAGCUGGGACAGGAGUUGGUGGCCAGUCAGCAGGAGAGUGAACGGCUCCAGGAGGAGCUCCAGCAGGUCAUCACACAGCUGGACACUUACAUCAGGAAGUACAAUGAGAAACAGUCGCAGCACAAGACCAAGCUGAGGAAGGCCAAGCAGAUCUUCCUGAUGGCCACGGCCCAGAGAGACCGCACCAUCCAGAAACUGGAGAACGACCUUGCCCUGGCCUCAAGCCUCUCCCACAAGGAGAAAGACUGGAUCAGGACAGUUAUGGAGGAGAAUGAAAAAUUGCUGGUAGAGAAGAGAGAACUUCUGAGGAGGAUGAGCGAGGCAGAGGAGAUGGGGAGCAACGGCCUGAGAAAGGCCUCCAAUGUUCAGCACAGGGUCAACUUUCUGGAGGUGGAGAACAGACAACUUCAGGAAAGAACUUUAAAGUUGGCCAAUCAAGUCGGAACGCUAGAGCGGGCUCUGAGGAACGUCCAAUCACAAUCGCUCUGCAACCUAGAGGAUAUCAAGAAAAUGUUUCCUUCUGAAAGUCUUGCGAACGACAGCGUCCUUCAUAAGUCAACAUUAAGUCUGACAUCAGGUGCGUGUGACCCUCUGGGCAUCCUCAAUGCCAUCUGCCGGGUGAAGGUGGGUGAGCGCGUGGAGGGCAUCCAGACGUCGUCCUCCACGCCCCAUUCCCAGUUGCAGUCCUUUGAACUGGGCUACCUGAACCUCACCUCCCCUGUAGCUCCCCCAGACUCCAAAGACCCAGAGGAGAGUGACCAGUGACCAGAAAGUGAUCAGUGUGGGGAGUGACUAGGUAUGAGGAAGGGGUUAAAGGGUGGUGAGGACCCUGGUAUACAAAAUGACUGCUCCAUUGACCACAGGAGAAUCUGUCACUGUUACUCUAGUCUUGCGUUACCAUUCUUCCAAGUCUCUAAGGAAGCCUGGAAGCUGAGGCUACUGUUACUUACCUUUGAGGUGUUGACCUGAGUGGUGAUUUUACAAGACAAUCAUGUCAUUGUGUACAAAAUAGACAGCUGUGAGAAUUUUGAAUGCAAUGUAAUGACAAUUCAUGGUCUUUUCUGCUUUGCCCGUGGAACACAGUUUGAAUUGUGGAAUUAUACCACUGACUCCCUCAUUUGGCUUGCAGCUGCUGCCUUCUCUCCCUUGUGUUCACAGUGGGGUGUUUGAAAAGUGAGCUUUUGGGGGUUUGGCUGGUUAAGUCUGUGGGAGUGUGUCAAUGGCAAACAUUGAAAAUAGUAUUUUUAACAGUGACUUGUGUGAUUUGAGCUUCAGUGCAACUAUUCGAUUGAAAGUGGAAGUAACUAGUUAAGAUAUGGUCUUUUUUGGAUGCACUAAAUGUGGAUGCACCUAAUUUUAAAUCCUCCAAAUGCUACGAUGGUCUUUAUAUUCAGAAAAUAAGGCCAAACUGACCAUGGAGCCUUAUGAAGGUCUGGAGGUGGUAUGACUACAUUUACAUUGAAUCAAAUAUGUGUCUUUGUAUUCAAGGAAAAGACCGGUAACUUUUUAAAAAUUGUUCUAGAUACUAGCAUCACAAUUUCUACACUAAUACAGUGAGGUCCAAAAGUAUUUGUAAAGUGACUCAUAUUUUGUUGUUUUGGCUCUGUACUCCGGCACUUUGGAUUUGAAAUGGUACAAUGACUAAGGUCCAAGUGCAGACUCUCAGCUUUAAUUUUAUGGUAUCUUCAUCCAUAUCAAGUGAAUCGUUUAGAAAUUACAGUACUUGUUGUACAUAGUCUCCCCAUUUUACGGAACCAAAAGUAUUUGGACAAAUUCACUUGUGUGUAUUAAUAGUCAAAAGUUUAGUAUUUGGUCCCAUAUUCCUA